Messenger RNA from Chironomus riparius, 2175 nucleotides. The record is from the annotation of a GenBank genome assembly. Lineage: Eukaryota; Metazoa; Arthropoda; Insecta; Diptera; Chironomidae.
AUGAGUAAUUUAAAUACACCAAAGCAACAAAAUCGUCGUAAAACAAUAAUGUCUCUUGAAACACCAACUUUUGUAAGAAGUACAAGAAGAUCUACUUUAAUUCAACGAACCGAGCAACCAAAAACACCUCUGGUGUUGAGUCAAGAGCCUAAUUUAUCAACGCCACCUCCGAUUCCUAAAUAUGCAGAGCAAUCAUUAGAAACACCAAAAAGUAGAUUAUUGGAUCCAGUUUAUGAAAGGAUCAAUCGUGAUUUAAAUAGUCCUUCGGCUGCAGCACGUAUUCGUGCACAACGCGCAUUGAAGUCUCCAGGCUUUCGAAAAGCUAAUUAUCAGAUUUUUGAUGUUCCUCAUGAAGAACAGGACAUAAUAACAGAAGAAGAACGACAGCCUUAUCGCCCAAAAACUAUGAAAGAAACUUUUGCAAAUUGUCACAUUUAUGUAGAAGUUCGUACUGGCGAUGACAAUAGAAGUGCUGGAAUAAAGAGCAUUUUAUUAGGAGAAGGGAUUAAAGUCAAUGAUAAAUUGUACAGAAAUACAACUCACGUAAUCUUUAAGGACGGGUUACUUUCAACUUAUAAGCAAGCACAAAAAAUGGGAAUUCCAGUCACUAAUAUUCUGUGGAUUGAUGCGUGCCGCAAGCAACAUCGUUUAGUUGAUCCAUCACAAUUUCCAAUAUCUAAUAAGGAACGUUAUGAUAAUCCAGAGAUAUACGGACGUGUUCGUCGACAAAAGUCAAUGCAGCCUGAAAUAAGUAAAGUUGUAACUUUGCCGAGCAGCAAAGCUAAAAAGUUUACUGAAAUUAAUUCCAAAGAAGACGAUGACGAUGAUGUGACUAUCACAAAUUAUUCAGAUAUGUGUGAAGAGACUGUUAAAGACUGUACUGAAAUGGAAAUGACUCGAAUCAAUAAGACAUUGACAAAUGACUCGAUUGAAAUAGUCACACAAAUUGAAAAGACUGCCGAAAAAUCCGCAACUAGUCGUCGCUUAACGACUUUUACACCACGUCCAAUGGAACAAACAAAUCUGGAAUCUCAGGCAUGGAAGUCUGUUGAUCGUCGUCGUACAAUAAUGCCAUCACAAUUUGGUGAUGAUCUUACACCUAAAACUAAUGCAAAUUCUCAAUCUAGCAAGACUUUAGUUUUUAAUUCUGCAAAUCGUAUAGGAAGUGCAUCACGUCGUAGUGUUCUGGACAUAUCGAUGAACAUUUUUGAACUUAAUUGCAAGGCAAUGACUGAAAAUAAGAAAAGUAAAGUCGAUAAAGUAACGGAAGAAACUGAAAAUCAAUUAGACUCUUCUCAAAACAUCACAAUAACGCAAACUGUUAAGCCUGCAAUUGUCCGUAAACGUAAAUUAUUCUCAACUGAUCAUGAUGAUUCGAUUGAGUAUAAAGAGAACUGCAAUACACCAGAAAAUGAUGUCAGCAUCAAGAAGAAAUUAAAACGUGAUAUUUCAGCAUCAACAAAGACGGUUAAAACUGAUAAGAAGUCAAAAAUAUCUGGAGCAUUGGAUCGUCGCAAGACAAUUUCAUUUUUCAAGGCUCGAGACAAAAUUGAUGAAUCAAAUUCUAGCGUUAAAGUCACUCCAACAAAACCUUCUCCUAAAUAUAUUGUUUGUACUAAUAUGUCUACUGCUGAUAGGGAAAUAGCUCAUGCUGCGAUAACAAAACUCGGUGGGAUACUCGAGAAAGAGGUCACUGAAAAAACGACUCACGUCAUCACUCCAAAUACUGAAAGAACAAUGAACUUACUCAGAGGUAUCAUCAGAGCUUGCUACAUCUUAAAAUACGACUGGAUCACAGAAUCUGUAAAGGCUGGAAUGUUUCUUGACACGACUAUGUAUCAGCAUGAGAUUUGUAAUAAUCAGAAGAUCUGUGAACGCUCAAUUCUUGGCAAGAACUUUAAGAACCUUUCAUUCUCACAUUACGGACCAUUUUACAUCAACAGAGAUACGAUUGAUAAUUUGAAAAAGUACGAAUAUGUUCGAGAGAUCAUUAAACUGUGUAACGGGAACAUGACGACCAACAUUAAUGAUGCAAGAAUGAUAGUCAGUGAUCGUCCUUUGAUUCUACCACUUAGUCAUAAGAAGCCAACUGUUGUCAUAUCCACAUACAUUUUCGAUGCAGCAAUGCAAGGAAAAUUGAUUCCAAAUGCAAAGUACAUACCAAAAGUAGCGUGA